AUGCGUGUGGCGAACUCCUGCUUUCGAAACAAAGCCCUCCAGCCUUCAGCCCCUCCAGCCCCUGUCUUUAAGCCCUCCAGCCCUUCAGCCCCUCCAGCCCUGUCUUUAGCCCUCCAGCCCCUUCAGGCCCCUCCAGACCCUGACUUUAAGCUCUCCAGCCCCUUCAGCCCCUCCAGACCCUCCCUCCAGCCCCUUCAGCCCCUGUCUUUAAGCCCUCCAGCCCCUUCAGCCCCUCCAGCCCCUGACGAAGUGGUUGUGCCCCGCGAGACGGUCACGUGGGCGGAGGCGUGGUUGGUGGUGUACUCGAUCACGUCAUGGGAAACGUUUCGGGUGGCGGUGCGGGCGGUGGAGGCGGUGGCGGCGGCGUGCGGCGGCGACCAACCCAACCCGCCCGUGCUCAUCAUGGCCAACAAGAAGGACCUGGAACAUAUCAGACAGGUUCCAGAGAGCGAAGGCAGGAAGCUGGCAGAGCAAUACGGUUGUCGUUUCGUCGAAGUUUCAGCGGCUGAGAUGGUCUCUCAGGUCAACGACUCGAUCGACGGCCUCUUGCGCCAAGUGUCUCAGCUGAAGGGCCAGACGUCCCCAAGGCUCCGUAAACUCAGCGUUUCGAAGAUGUUCAAUCAGCUAAUGAACCGCACCAGCUCGGGAGGCAGUCACCAGGAGCACCGCGCGGUCAUGCCUCGAGUCUCGAUCAGGGACCGCGCUCGGAAGAGAGGCCACAUCCGACAGAGUUGAGGGGAGGGGAGGCGGCGGAGAGCCGGCUUGGAGGGCUAUGGAAAGUGGACAAGAUGUUGUGGCGGCGAAAGUCGCACUGCUUGAUCUGCAGCAGGCGGUGAAGUGAAGUUGUUUGUGGUGUCAGUGACCUGCCAUUUGAUUUGCCUCUAUGGCUGACUUGACCUAACGAUGGCUAGGGGAAAGGGGAGAGGGGAAAGGUUGCACUGAACAACAGGUUCAAGUGUUCAACAUUUCUAAAACGGCUGGCACACAUUUCUUUCUUAAGUGGAAAAUGUUCCCAGAAAACAAGUAAACGCAUAUUUCAGUCCAUUGGUUCUGAAAUGCUAGAUCGCACAGACA
Penaeus vannamei (Pacific white shrimp) is the source of this 1074-nucleotide messenger RNA. NCBI's taxonomy places the organism in Eukaryota, Metazoa, Arthropoda, Malacostraca, Decapoda, Penaeidae. The record is from RefSeq and is a predicted model, not a curated record.